UUGUCGUCAAUAAAACCCGAAGUGACAAAUAGUUCUUCUACAAACGUCGCAAAUAGGACAGGAAACACAGACAGUCCGUUCUCAAAUACCAGUUUAGGAUAUACAGUUCAACCAAAUAACAACAGAACGGAAGUAAUAAUACCUUCAAAAGACGACAUUGUUAAAAAGACAACAAUACCAGUUGUAGAUGGUAACAGAACCAUAGAAGCAGAAUCAACAACACAUAGAAGUCUCAAAACAACAACGACAACUGAACCAGCCACCGUUUGUCCUCCCCAAAACGGGAAAUUUCCAGUUUUUCUCCCUCAUACAGAAAACUGCUCGCUGUACUAUGUUUGUGACAAUGGAUUACCAAAGUUAAUGCGUUGCACAGCACCCCUUCACUUCAACCGACAACUUAACGUAUGUGACUAUGAGUGGAGAGCUGGCUGUUCUAAAAAUAGUCUCAACACAACAACAACAACUGAACCAGCCACCGUUUGUCCUCCCCAAAACGGGAAAUUUCCAGUUUUUCUCCCUCAUACAGAAAACUGCUCGCUGUACUAUGUUUGUGACAAUGGAUUACCAAAGCUAAUGCGUUGCCCCUCACCCCUUCACUUCAACCGACAACUUAACGUAUGUGACUAUGAGUGGAGAGCUGGCUGUUCUAAAAAUGAUCAUUUGUCGUCAAUAAAACCCGAAGUGACAAAUAGUUCUUCUACAAACGUCGCAGAUAGGACAGGAUACACAGACAGUCCAUUCUCAAAUACCAGUUUAGGAUAUACAGUUCAACCAAAUAACAACAGAACGGAAGUAAUAAUAUCUUCCAAAGACGACAUUGUUAAUAACACAACAAUAUCAGUUAUAGAUGGUAACAGAACCAUAGAAGCAGAAUCAACAACACAUAGAAGUCUCAAAACAACAACAACUGAACCAGCCACCGUUUGUCCUCCCAAAAACGGGAAAUUUCCAGUUUUUCUCCCUCAUACAGAAAACUGCUCGCUGUACUAUGUUUGUGACAAUGGAUUACCAAAGCUAAUGCGUUGCCCAGCACCACUUCACUUCAACCGACAACUUAACGUAUGUGACUAUGAGUGGAGAGCUGGUUGUUUUACGAAUG
Molecule: messenger RNA, 1099 nt
Organism: Limulus polyphemus (Atlantic horseshoe crab)
Lineage: Eukaryota; Metazoa; Arthropoda; Merostomata; Xiphosura; Limulidae
Product: chondroitin proteoglycan 1-like
Exons: 5
Cellular component (GO): extracellular region
Molecular function (GO): chitin binding
Source: RefSeq, a predicted model, not a curated record